This is a messenger RNA of Hipposideros armiger (great roundleaf bat), 3923 nucleotides long. It is a transcript of the gene CFAP126, whose product is annotated as cilia and flagella associated protein 126. NCBI's taxonomy places the organism in Eukaryota, Metazoa, Chordata, Mammalia, Chiroptera, Hipposideridae. The transcript is spliced from 7 exons. The coding region runs from base 2711 to 3310 and encodes 199 amino acids. Gene Ontology annotation, cellular component: ciliary basal body. Gene Ontology annotation, biological process: cilium organization. The record is from RefSeq and is a predicted model, not a curated record.
CAUUUGCGACGGCAUGGAUGGACCUUGAGGGCAUUAUGCUGAGUGAAACAAGUCAGAAGAGACAAAUACCAGACGAUCUCACUGUAGGAGAUACAUUUUAUAGGACCAGAAAAUGGAUGUCGGAAACUAGACUGUUGUUAGUGUUCUUUUUGUAUUCUUAUUGAAAAGUAACGGAGAUUACAGACACACUGAGGUGGCACCCCUCACGCGUCCUCAGCACAGGGCGAGACCGGGUGUGCCCGAAGCCGGGAGAGAGGCGCAUCCUUCGAGGAGCUUCUGCUGCACAGGCCUCUCCUACUGAGGUCAGACCAGACCUGGGGCAGCCAGGACGCAAGGACCUCCCCCCCAUCGCUCCCCCUGGGGAACACUUUGCACGUGCUCUGGUCUGGGCCCUCCAUGCCAGGAAGGGAAGAGCUGUGCCAGCCGGCCUCGGUGGUCAGCGAGACUCGGGGCGAGUCCUGAGGGACCCGAGGGACCCCAUCCGCCCCUGCUCCGGAGACCCUCCUCGUCCCAUCAGCACCGUGGGUCUCUCCCUAAGGCAGCGCCUGGAGGGGAGCCGGAGCCUGGGCUCGCUCAGCACCUCUUUCCAGCCGGAGAGGGAGCUGAACCUGCUUCCCGAUUCUGAGUUGAGCCCAAAUCUUCUCGGUCCUUAGCCUCGUGUGUCUCCCAUCCCCCCACUUCCCUCUAAAACCUGGGUUCCGCCUCUGCCGUUACAGCGCUCAUGCCCCUCCCCACAUCCUCCUGGUGACCCUAACGCCUGCAGCUGUUAAGAGUCCUCUAAGGAAAAGGCGGCCGGGGACCGCAGCGAGGGUCCCCUCUGAGCGGCAGGCGCCGGCGACCUGCUGUGCAGCUGGUCUCCGCUAGAGGGCGACCGAGGCGCAAGACAGCGGCGCCGCCGGCCGCGGAGAGGGGGGCGCAGGCGCCGGCUUGUUGACACAGCUUUUGUGCCGCAGCCAGCGGUCUCCUAAAAACGCUCUUCAUUGUGAAGAUAAUGAGAAUUCGUUUGCUUUUUUAUUUUACGGAUUGCUUUUAACUUAAUUUUAUGAUUGUGUAAAAUAGUUACAUAAUUCCAAAAUAAACCCUGCCAAACAAGGUGUAUUCGGAGUUCCCCUUCUGCCCCUGCGCUGCCCACCCCAUCUCCUCUCGCCCUCAAGGAGGAAACUCUCUGUUACACCAGUUGUUUUCCCACCGUUUUUCAUCAUUACGAAUACGCGUGUUUACGUCUUUGACACAGCGCGCUGUGCGCACGCGCUACGCCCGGCUGUCCUCGCUUGAACGCGUCCCCCGAGCGCGUCCCUCGCUCCCUCCACGGCCGCCCGAGCCGUCUGGGCGACCCCGCCUGUGGCUGCGACCAUGCUGCGUUUCAUGCUGCACACUGCUCGUCUUUCCAUGUUGUUGCCGGAGUAUCUUCCGACGGCUAGACGUGGGGCUGCGCUGGCUGGACACCGCCGGAUUCCCCAUCAAGUCCCCAUCGUGGAGGUCCUGCUGUUUUGCAUUUCCACGUGUGAGCGCCAGUGUCCUCAAAGCAUGGCCAGCUGUAUGUCACCGAUGUCUUGGAAUACGCCCGCCUCCUGAGUGACACUGGAGGGCCGCCCUGGAUACCGUCCAAGCACACAGCUACCACAUAGUACAGGUUCCAUUAUAAGCACCACGUACUCGUAGACAUGCGAGUCAAUGGAAGUUACUUCUCACCACUAGGGAGAGACACUGAUGUCUCCUCAGCCGUUUGCAUUGUUACAGCUUGUCUCAAUUCCUCAGGAAGGGCUGCUGUCAAGAAUGGUGCACACUGUGUAUGGGGCAGGUGAGCAGCAGCCGAAGGUGCUUCCCAGGCAGCGGGGGAGGGGGGGCAUCUGCUGCACAGCUGCGCCUGGGUAGGUGCGUGCCCUGGCACCACAAGCUCCCUGCGUCUCCCGCUUCUCUCGGCCCUGCUCAGGGUGCAGCGCUACCUGGGAUCCCAGAGGGUGAUGGCAGAGACAGGAGUCACUUAAAGACCCAGGACGAGACAUGCUUUUCUGGGCACAAAUCUGAGUCAGUCCCUUUGAAAACAUGAUUCCUUUGUUACUCUACCUGAGGAGAUGGAGGACCCUGCAAUCAGGGCCUCGGCAGUGCUGCGUACCUAGUGCCGAUCUCACCUAGACCCUGCUUACCUGUCAAGGCAGGCUCUACCAUCCCAAUGCAAAGGAGGCUACACAACUUGAAUGAACCAAAGCCAAGUGCUCAACGUCACACAGCUCCUAUGUGCCCGCGAUUCUGCCUUUGGACUGAUGCCUCCCGCGGGAUUCUGACCACUGAAUAGACAGCUGCGAGUGGGGUGGAGCAUUUGUCACCUCCUCAGCUCCUGGGGCAAGGAGGGCCCAGGGACAAGCCAAAGGUGUCUCUGGGGUCGGUGUGUAUAGUCUAAACCAGAGGCCAGCAAAUCUCUUCUGUAAAGGGCCAGAGAGUAAAUAUUUUAGGCUCUGUAGGCUAAGUGACAAAAUCACACAUAGUAUAUAGGUACUUACUACAUUAAAACAGAAAACAUUUUUCCAUAAAGUUCUGACAAAAUUCAAAAUAUAACUGAGUAUCAUUUUUUUAUAUUACUACUGAAAGAACAGAAUCCUCUUGGGAGGAUGCAAAGCUGGUGUGUGUCCCUUUUAUCAAGCCAAGUGCAAACGUUCCCCUACAAGAACCGUUCUGAGCUUUGACAGGCCCUCUGUAAACAGACAGGAGGAUGGGUCUGGCCCCCGGACCAGAGUUUGCUGACCACUGGCCUAGGCCAGCACUGUCUAACAAAAAGUAUGAAAAAGCUUUCUCACCCAGGUUUCUGCAGAACUGGUCUCCCGCCAAGCCGACAAAACAGAGCAUUUCUUCCCACGAAGGCUACACUCAGAUUAUCGCCAAUGACUGUGGUCAUCUGCUGCCCUCGGUGCCCCGUUCCAAGGCAAGCCCUUGGGGUUCCUUCAUGGGCACAUGGCAGAUGCCUCUGAAGGUGCCCCCUGCUCGGGUGACCCUGACGGCCCGUACAGCUGCUGGCGCUGCUUCCCUCACCAAAUGGAUACAGGAAAAUCCUGACUUACUCAAGGCCUCCAAUGGGCUGCGCCCGGAAAUCACGGGCAAGCCGCAUGGUCCAGACAGUCCGAAGAGGCCCAAGAAGUUGGUACAGCUAGCACCAAGCCCGGCCAUACUUCUCAGCUCCCCAGGCUCAAAUCUCAACUCCCCAGAUCAGAGGCGAAGCUCACACCCCUCUGCGGGUCACACUCCAGGUCCCCCAAGCCCAGCCAAGUGUCCUAACGCCCCCCACUCCCCACCCCUGGAAGCCUUCUCACGCUAGGACACUGGGAAGGUCCAAAUCUAGCUGACGUCCAGGAAUGCAAACCUGGGAUUCCAGAAAGGACCGAGGGGCCCCACUGAGAUAACCUGUCUAGAGGUUGAGGGAAGUAAGCCAGACCCCCGUCAGGGGAAUUAUGGGGUGAGAAUAAAGACCAAUUUGGAAAAUAAACAUCAUUUGUUAUUUGUUGCAUCUUUCACCGAUUUGGGCUUUUUCCCUCCACUAUGGCUGCCUCUUGUAACCCAUAACCAGGAGGAGGGCUGGGGAGACAGAGUAGGGAGAAGAGGCAGAGGGUUGGGGAGCAACACGUUUUUACAAGGACUGAGUCAGAAGUUACGCUGCAGACACGACCAAGACGUCGAUCUGAAUCACCCUCACCCUCAUUUUUCAUCCUGAGCACACACACCAAGGUCAGAAGGGCAGUCGUCAGCAGAGCACGUGUCUGUGUUUGGACCAGGUCUGGGAGGCCGGAGCUGAAGACACUGCCCGUCUAAGACGUCACAUCCAAUGGCAGAGCACCAGGGAAAACAAAGUCACAGAAGCAAAACUCAAGCAGAAGCACAAAUAUAGUUUAAAACUGAAGAUGUAUGGAGUGACUGGAAGACAUAGAAGAAAA